UUUGGCCUCGGGGCUGCCUCUGCGCUGUUCUGUGGCGGCAGAUCCCCUGGGAAUGGGGCAGAGCCCCCUGGAGAAAUCCAGGUGGAGUCCAUGGGGUGCUUGCGGUAACCUUGACCACCCCCCAUAACCCCUCUUUUCCCCACAUCCUCUCCCCCACACGGCAGAGACGUGGGUCUGAGCCCGCUCAGGGAGCACCUUCCAGCGUCUCCAUGUGCCGUGGCUCUUCCCGCCGGGAUUGCUGGCAGGGGCUGUUGUUCCUCGCUGGUUGUUUUGACCCGGGAGUACACACGAGCACGUGGGCUGUGCGCCUGUGAGCUCCGCCAGGCCUGAGGAGCUCCUUGUUCCCCGUGGUUUUAUGUGAGCCGGGGAAGCAGCUGAUGAGCAGUCGCUGGAACGGGUCGGGCAGGUCUGGGUCCAGGCUGGUAGAGGAGAGGAGGCGGCUGUUUUGUUGGGUGCCAGUGUCUGAGUCCCUCUCGGUGUAUGUGUGGUAACAACAUGUCUGUCCCCCUCCUCGCUGACGCAGUGACUGUCUCAGGGGCAGAGCGGGAGACUGCCGCGGUCAUUUUUUUACAUGGCCUUGGAGACACGGGGCACAGCUGGGCUGAUGCGCUCUCCUCCAUCCGCCUGCCCUACGUGAAAUACAUUUGCCCGCACGCGCCCCGGAUCCCCGUGACCCUGAACAUGAAGAUGGUGAUGCCCUCCUGGUUUGACCUGAUGGGGUUGACUCCAGAUGCACCUGAGGAUGAAGCUGGAAUCAAGAAAGCUGCAGAAAACAUUAAAGCAAUCAUCGAGCAUGAGAUGAAGAACGGGAUCCCACCCAACCGCAUCAUCCUGGGGGGCUUCUCACAGGGUGGUGCCUUGUCGCUGUACACGGCUCUCACUUGCCAGCACCAGCUGGCCGGCAUCGUGGCGCUCAGCUGCUGGCUCCCGCUGCACAAGGCCUUCCCGCAGGCGGCAAAUAACGGCGUGAACAAGGACAUUGCCAUCCUGCAGUGCCAUGGGGAGAUGGACCCCAUGAUCCCCGUCCGCUUCGGGGCCCUCACUGCUGAGAAGCUGAAAUCUGUCGUCACCCCCACCAAGGUCCAGUUCAAAACCUACCCCGGCGUGAUGCACAGUUCCUGUCCUCAGGAGAUGAUGGCAGUGAAGGAGUUCAUCGAGAAGCUGCUGCCCCGGAUCUAAGCGGAGCCAAUCCAGACUGUGGCAGGGAAGGACGCCGAGGCUGCAGCCGCGGAUCCUUCCCCCGUGACCCGCCCGUUGCAUACGGAAGCCAUGGCCCCCCUCCGCACCUCCUGCCUCUCCCCGUCUCCUCGCACCGCAUCCUCUCCGGCCGGGGGUGCCCGUCUCUCCCUGCUGCUCUCGGAGCUGAGAUUGGCGUUAAGGCGAGUCUUUGAGUGGCCUUUUCUCUCUUCCUCUUGCUCUGAGCAGUUUCCGGGGGGGUCUCCCCAUCCCCUGGCUCCCUGUUCAGGCUCCGCGGUGUGUGGGUCCGGCACGGUGCGGGUGAGCUUUUCCUGUUGGGUUUGGUUUAUUUUGUACCAGUAUUAGGGGUGGGAUGUGCCCCCUGUGCGGCGGGAGGAGCGGAGCGGCUGCAGGGCAGGGCUGGGGCACCCUCCGGAGCAGCCCCUGCUCCCGCUCUGCCCUCGGCUCAUCCUCCCUGCGGCUGCUCUCGGCCUCCGCUCGGGCGACUCGCGGGUUUUGGGUCGGAGCUCAGGAACCCGGGACUCUCCCGCGGGGACCCCUCGAGGCUCUGCUCUGGGCUGGUACCACCGAGGGCUGCCCCAUCUCCCCGGGGCUGCAGCAAGGUUCCGCGCAGCUCCUGCACCUCCUCGCGUGGGGCCCGGCCCCUGCCCUGUCGCACACGCACACUCCCCAGCAGCCUCACAGCCAUCGGCUUGUGGCAGCUCUGCCCUCCUGGAGAUAAUCACCUCCUUCUCCUCUUGUUGCUUUUACAAUCUCCUCCUCAGCCCAGCGGGGGUCCCGGAGCCGUCCCUGCCUCCCUCAGCCCAGCUCUGUGCCCUCAGAGCCCCAGAGCGCUGCCCUUUACAGCCAGCGUCCGAGCGGCUUUGCCACAGAGCCCGCCCAGCACCAGCCCAGUCCUUCAUGUCUCUCUUGCUGCUACUUCUCCUUCCCUUUGGGCUUGGGCUGGCACGGGGAGGGAGAGGUGAGGUGAGGAGAGGCCACCGGCCCCCAGGGACGGCUCCUGGCGCAGCUGGAGGAAGCAGGUUUGCUCCCAGCCAUCAUCUCACCAGCAUCUAACGCCGGGGUGCUGCUGCGCCCCAUCCCGGGGGCAGUGGAGGGGUCUCCGUGCUCCCUGGGGGGCUCUGUUGGCCUUUCCAUGUACAAUCAUGGGUUUCCUGGGUUCCCUUGCCCAGCCAGCUGGAGGCUGCAGCCCGGGCCUGGCCUCUCUCGUGGUGGCCUGGCUGGGACCAUCCCCACCAGCCCAGCAGCGCCCUGGGCACGGGGCCCCGAAUGUCCCCUCCGUGGGUGGACUCCUGCCAUCCCCUCCCAUCCCGCAGGGCUGAGGGCACUUGCUGUUGAGCAGCGCUGCCCUUCUCCUCGCCUCCCCCAUGGGCUGAGCCCACGGCGCUGUUGUAGCCGCCUCUUGUCCAGAACACACCACACAACCUGCGCAGCCCCAGGGCCGUGCUCCCUCCUGCUGCCCCGGUGCUGGGGGGGUCCGGCCCUGUGCGGCUGCUUCAGGAGGCUGGAGGGGGGGGCUCCGUUCCAGCCCUGCCCUCCCCGCCUGGGACGCGCAAAGCAAUAACCCGCUCUCCGGAGAGUCGGCUCUGUCAGACCCAGCCUUGGUUGGUUUCUGGGGUUGUUUUGGGUUGGGGUGGGUUUUGUUUUUUCCCUUCCCCCCCCUUUAGGAAAGUCUUAAACCAGCAAACGUGCUGCUGGUGGUGGGGGGAGCUCGGCUCUUCCCCUUGCUUGGGGUCCCGUCCUGCUGCUGCUUCUACUUUGUUUUAAAGCUGCUGUGUCCUCCCCUCCUGUGCUGGGAGGGUGCGAGGGGCUGGGACGGGGCCGCAGCUCCCUGCAGGGUACCCGAGGGCUGGCGGACGGACAGACUGACCUCUUUGACUGUGAACUGGAACCACGCGCGUCGCGGGGGCCCAGGACUCGUGGCCAUCCCUGGGCACAGUGUGGUGGCCACGCUGGCCCCUUGGCAGAGCAUUCCUGCUGCCUCCCCGCCUGAGCAGCACGCGCCUGGCCCGUGCUGAGGACCCGGGAGGGAGAACAGCUUCUCGCCAUUCCUCAGUACAGCUCUUUUCUUUUCUUCUUCUUUUUUGUCUUCCUUGUACAUGUUUGGGGGUUUUUGUGUGUGUGUUCCACAGAGUCAGAAACAAGGUGAAAUAAAUGGUAAACCUCUCCCAGA
Molecule: messenger RNA, 3370 nt
Organism: Strigops habroptila (Kakapo)
Lineage: Eukaryota; Metazoa; Chordata; Aves; Psittaciformes; Psittacidae
Gene: LYPLA2
Product: lysophospholipase 2
Exons: 10
Coding region: 481-1179 (232 amino acids)
Biological process (GO): protein depalmitoylation
Cellular component (GO): cytoplasm
Molecular function (GO): carboxylic ester hydrolase activity; palmitoyl-(protein) hydrolase activity
Source: RefSeq, a predicted model, not a curated record